GCUGGUAUAGAAGUAACCAUGGUGGCCCCGUUUGGGAGAGUGCCCUUAUAACACGGCAACAUCCGCACGUGAAUCACCGGGCACGAAGCCACACCCACUCUUCUGGUUCUAUGGCCACUGUGCGGGAAUGGUCCUGCACCCGCUGUACUUUCCUGAACCCCGUGGGACAGCGCCAAUGCUCCAUCUGCGAGGCCCCCCGCCAGAAGCCCGACCUCAAUCAAAUCUUACGCCUGAGCGUGGAAGAGCAGAAGUGGGCCUGCGCACGAUGCACCUUCCGGAACUUUGUGGGCAAAGAGGCCUGCGAGGUGUGUGGCUUCACUCCGGAACCCGGGCCAGGAGGCUCCCCUCUGCCAAUCCUCAAUGGGGUCCUGCCGAAAUCCACCGUCCUAGUGGAACCCAAAGCCGGUGGCAAGGAGGAGGUGCCCCAGAUAGAGAGCCCCGUUGAGGACUUGGAGGGGAAGAGCCCCCAAGAGGCAGAGCUGGAGGAGGGCUGGGCCUGCCAACGUUGCACCCUCCACAACACUCCCGUCGCGAAUUCCUGCUCGGCCUGCGGGGGCCCCCGCAAGCUCUCCCUGCCCAAGAUCCCUCCAGAGGCCCUGGUGGUCCCGGAAAUCAUCACGCCCGCCGGUUUCCAGAUCGCUUCCGCCACCGAGACCCCCGAGGGCCACCCGGCUGCCAAUCAAGGCCCUGCCCUCGUGGAGGAAGAGAGCCAGAAGAUGGCAGCCUUCAGCCUUUUCUCCCCAGGUCUCCAGAACAACCCUGUUCCUCGUAGCCGCCGAGAGGUGCCCCCGCAACUCCAGCCGCCGGCUGUGGAAGCUUCCCAACCGGCUUCUCCGCCAACCCCUGUGCAGAAGGCCAUUCGCUUCCAGGAGAUGAUGGCAACCAAGCGGCUGAGCAUGCUGGAGGAAGAAAUGGACGUCAGCGUGCCCUCCUGGCAAUGCAGCACCUGUUCACUGCUCAACACCUCGGGGAACGAGGCCUGCGAGGCCUGCAGCAGCCAGAAGGGCAGCGACACCAUUGACGUGACGGGGGACUCCGUUCGUUUUACACCCUGUGGGCCCUCCAGCCCCGACUUCACCACCUGGUCCUGUUCCAAGUGCACCUUGAAGAACCCCACCGCUUCCCAGAAGUGCAAAGCCUGCGGCUCCUCCAAACUGCACGGCUUCCAGGAACAUAGCUUGCAGCCGGACCCGGCUCCCAAGUGCCCCGAAUGUGGCUCUGACAAAGGCAGGUGUGUGGCUUGUGGCACCCGAGCUCCUUCCGCCCGCAAAGUCGCCCGUCUCUUCCCCAUUCAGACCCCGGUCACCCCUGACCGAGCCAGCCAGUGGGCGUGCCCCGCUUGCACCCUCCUCAACGAGCUGAAGGCCAAGCACUGCCUCGCCUGCCACACUCCUCAAGUCUACAUGGCCCAGCGCAAGAGCAUCAAGCCGCUACGGCGGCACGAGAGCAUGCACGUGGAGAAACGACGGCAGACAGAUGAAGGGGAGGCCAAAGCCCUCUGGGAGAACAUCGUCUCCUUCUGUCAAGAGAACAAGGUCAACUUUGUGGAUGACAGCUUUCCUCCCGGUCCCAAGUCGGUUGGCUUUCCCGAAGGAGACAGCGUCCAGCAGCGAGUCAAGCAGUGGCUGAGGCCUCACGAAAUCAACUGCAACAUCUUCAAAGACCGGUCGGUCAAGUGGUCAGUUUUCCGGACACCCCGACCUUCGGAUAUCCUGCAGGGACUCCUUGGAAACUGUUGGUUCCUGAGUGCGCUGGCAGUGCUGGCAGAGCGUCCCGAAUUGGUGGAAAGGGUCAUGAUCACACGGACCAUGUGCCCCGAGGGGGCCUACCAAGUCCGGCUAUGCAAAGAUGGCACCUGGACCACCGUGCUGGUAGAUGACAUGCUGCCCUGCGAUGAGUGUGGCUAUCUCCUCUUCUCCCAAGUGGAAGCAGCUGUGGUGCAGAGUGUGGUGCUUUUCCUGGAGGGACUCGUUGCUGCAACCCAACGGAGCCCUCCUGAGGACACGGAGCUGGGGGGUGUCUUUGAUUUGGCACCUGCCCCUGGUUCCCUCCUCCUGACCACCCACUCCUACCUGGGGCUGGGCGAGGAACAAAGGCCCACGCCUCCGUUUCGGUGGACGGCCAGCUAA
This is a messenger RNA of Notechis scutatus (mainland tiger snake), 2129 nucleotides long. Lineage: Eukaryota; Metazoa; Chordata; Lepidosauria; Squamata; Elapidae. The record is from RefSeq and is a predicted model, not a curated record.